GAGCAUAAGUGUACGGGUUGUCCCUUUGGCUUGCCGUAGCCCACACGGCGGGAUUGAAUUGAAGCUGGGAACUGAAAGUGUCAGUGUGGCAUGUACUUUUAUUUUGUUGUUUGGUAACACAGCGCAUGGUAAUUGAUCUCUCUACACAGGACAAACUACAAGGGUCCAGUGGCAGGGUUUCACCGUGUUGAAGAUGUGCUCUCUGGCGUUGUUCCCCCCUCCGCUGCCCUCCGGACAAACCACUCUGUGCGAGUCCAACAACGAGCUGCUGUCCGGGACCAGCACAGAAGACCGACCCAAACAGGAGUCCAGUCCACUGAGUCUGUACUUCCCCCGAGAGUCUCUGAAGCUCCACAGUCGAACAGAAAGCAGCAGCAAAGCAGCUUUUCUGGACCACUCUGAAACACUGUGGAUGAGGAGUGCAGCUGCAUGGCGGGAUGGUGGUUUGACAGGACUCCUCACUGAAAUUACCAACUCACAUACAGAGGUGCCUAAAUGGCUGUCAGUGAGUUCUGGUUGUACCCUGGCAUUGCUCCGAUGGAUCUCUUCUUUUCACGGCUCCUUGUUUCCUCAUCUCACACUGAGCAGUGAGGACAUGAUAGCUGAGUUUUCACAAGUGCUGAACUGGUCUGACUGUGUGGUGCGAGCCUUUUCGUGGCAUCCUCACACAGAUAAAUUUGCUGUAGCCCUCUUGGACGACUCCAUUAAAAUCUACAACCCCAAAAGUGCCACAACUCCCACACUAAAGCACCGUCUACAGAGGAGUGUGGCAGCAGUGCAGUGGAAGCCUCUGUGUGCAUCUGCUUUGGCUGUCGCUUGUCAAAACUGUUUACUGGUCUGGCACGUGGACCCCUGCUCACUGUCUACCAGGCCUUCAUCUGGUUGUGCUCAAGUUUUGUCUCAUCCUGGUCACUCCCCUGUCACCUCCAUCGCCUGGUCCCCGAGCGGGUCUCUCCUCGUGUCGGCCUCGCCCGUGGACACUGCAGUGAUGGUUUGGGAUGUAGCUGCAGAAAGUUGUGUGCCACUUCAGCGUUUGGGAGGAGGUGGGGUCACCUUCCUGUCCUGGUCCCCUGAUGGCAGCCAUGUCCUGGCUUCUACACCUUCCACCCUGUUCAGGGUAUGGGAGACCAGGAUGUGGACCUGCGAGCGCUGGCCGUGUGUGAAAGGGCGCUGCCAGUCUGGCUGUUGGAGUCCAGAUGGGAGUCGACUUCUCUUCACUGUGCAGGGGGAGACGGUCAUCUAUGCUCUGACUUUCACUGACGCGCCAGCAGGUAUUCCUACAGGCUCAUCAAAGGGGCCACAGGCAGCAGCAGUGGUGGCUGACCUAUCAGAGACGACCUUUAACACGCCAGAUGGAGACAUCAUUGUCGGUGGAGAGAUCCAGUCGUUAUCCUGGGAUCCAAGAGGAGAGAGACUCGCAGUGCUUCUUAAAGGUGAUCCUCAGGCAGUGGACCGGCCUGCAAUUAUAGCCGUGUUCAAGACGAGAACCAACCCCAUUUUUGAGCUUUUGCCGUGUGGUUUUGUUCAAGGGGAGCCCGGUGCAGAGCCGAGACUGAUGCAGUUCCACCCGAAUUUCCAGCAUGGAGCUCUGCUCACUGUGUGUUGGUCCACUGGAAGAAUUACCCACGUGCCUUUCUACUUCCUGAGCACCGGUGUCCCCCAUUUUGGCCUGAGUGGCAGUCCGUUACUGCCUCGCCUGCAGGAAAGGCCCUCUGCCUUCGCCAACCAGUCGCUCUUUACAGAGCUCAUCUCCUGACCGACCAGCAGCCACCAUCACACACUCAAGAGUCAUUUCUGUCAUCAUGGAUUGUCAAUAAAUGUGUAAAAAUUC
Molecule: messenger RNA, 1831 nt
Organism: Lates calcarifer (barramundi perch)
Lineage: Eukaryota; Metazoa; Chordata; Actinopteri; Centropomidae
Gene: aaas
Product: achalasia, adrenocortical insufficiency, alacrimia
Exons: 17
Coding region: 194-1756 (520 amino acids)
Biological process (GO): nucleocytoplasmic transport
Cellular component (GO): nuclear pore
Molecular function (GO): protein binding
Source: RefSeq, a predicted model, not a curated record